AGCCACGUGUUAUCAAAUAUUAUUUUCAAAGUUACGGACGAAGGCCUUAAACUUGCCUUGCACGCCGCCAACAUGGAGACAUCAAGUCACAUUCCUCCAGCGAAUACUGAAAGUUCCUUUGGUAUCCAAAAAAUUGUCGAUUGCAAAAUAGGACAGGACGGAAAGCAGAUGUAUAAAGUCAAAUGGGAGCCAACUUGGGAGCCUUUUGAAAAUCUUGCAAGCUGUCAACAUUUAAUUGAUGAAUUUUGGUCAUUUGUGAAUAAAGCUAAGUCAACUGAACAAGCUUCUUAUCAACAUAGAAAGAGAGCACGGCUAGAACUUUCUGCUGGUAAUGAGCAAAAUGUUAUCAACCUUGAUGCAGACUUUGAUCAACAUCGACUAUCUGAAGAUAACAAGGCUGGUGUGCAACGCUUAAUUGCACGAACGCAAUCAUCAGGAAGUGCACCCAACUUAAUGUCACCUAGUGAGAUGCUGAAUUAUCCACAACAUAAUAUGAUGAAUAUUCCAAGAACUCCUACUCGUAAUAAUACGAACUUUAUGGCACAAUCUCCAAACCAAGGUAUGCUUCAUCAAUCACCAGGUAUGCCUCCACAAAGUCCAAAUCAUGUCAAUAAUAAAAUGCCAAACUUCGGAUCUCCACAGCAGUUUAACUCUCCUGGGCAAUCAAACUUUGGGUCUCCAAGUCAACGCGGUAAAUCUGCUGGAUUUGGUAAUAAAGGUGGGAUGAAACCAGAAGUUGAUGACAAUCUGACACUUCAUGCUGCUGGUGGGAAGGCAGGCAAACCUAGCAACAAUUCCACACUCAAAUAUAUUGAAAAGUUUGACAACCCUUACGUGAAGAUUAUUUUAGUUUGUAAAGUAUGCAAUAAGGAGCAGAGUCUGAAAUUUUCUCACAACUGGAAAACGCACUACCUUAGUCAUGCAUCAAAUGAAGAAAAACCACAUAAAUGUUCUCAAUGUACUAAAGCGUUUAUCACUGCACCACAGUUAAAGAAGCAUUUCUUGAAACAACACGAGAAAAAACAGCUGAAACAAGAAAUGCAGUACCCUCCUCAUAACGUAAUCAAGCAGGAAUAUCCACAACCAAAGAUGGAGCCUACCUAUCCGAUAUACCAAUGAUCCUUAACAACUUUCCACCGUGUAUAAAUUGUAGAUAUUGUUUUAAGAAUAAGAAAGUGGUCACGAUCACUUGCGUUCUUAUGAGAGGGAGAGUUGCUGCUUGUGCUUAGUUAAUAGACAUGUGACUUUUUCGUGUUUUUCUUGCAGAUUGCAUCCACAAAGUCAAGUAACCAAGCUAUAAGUGCAUCCAGCCUAAAAUACUUGGAAAACUUUAGCAAUCCGUAUGUAAAAAUCAUAAUAGUCUGUAAAAUCUGCAAUAAAGAGCAGUCGUUGAAGUUCUCCGGUAAUUGG
Molecule: messenger RNA, 1410 nt
Organism: Hydractinia symbiolongicarpus
Lineage: Eukaryota; Metazoa; Cnidaria; Hydrozoa; Anthoathecata; Hydractiniidae
Exons: 5
Coding region: 73-1119 (348 amino acids)
Biological process (GO): sexual reproduction
Cellular component (GO): Tec1p-Ste12p-Dig1p complex; Ste12p-Dig1p-Dig2p complex; nucleus
Molecular function (GO): DNA-binding transcription factor activity
Source: RefSeq, a predicted model, not a curated record